Cotesia congregata is the source of this 4722-nucleotide messenger RNA. The record is from the annotation of a GenBank genome assembly. NCBI's taxonomy places the organism in Eukaryota, Metazoa, Arthropoda, Insecta, Hymenoptera, Braconidae.
AUGUCGUCCUUCCAAAACCAAGAUAACUUUACGGACAAAUUAGCAUCGCUAAAUCUUAAUAGCACAGAAGAAUCGGUUCUUAAAGAAUAUCGUAAAAAUGACGAAUAUUAUAAAGCUGCUUUGUUGUCUGAAAUUAUAUCUGUCGCUACUAAGAACAUUAUUAGUAGCGGUGAGAUAGAUGAUUUCAAAAAAUAUCUUCAGUUUAUUAUUGGUAUUCUUAAUUAUGAAAAAGAAGAAAACCCAAAAAAAUUCAACGAAACCAUCAAGGACGCAAUAAAAAAUACUAACUUUAUUAUUUUGGCCUGUAAGUACAAUAAAAUUGAUAUUUUAACAUUUAUGAUGGAUGAAAAGAAUCAAACUUACUCUAGCUGUUGUCAACCUGGUAAUUACGAUAAGGAAAAUCAUAAUGCUUUUUACUAUACUAUUCGUGACGAUAGGAAAGAUUUUAUUGAGGUGCUACUUGAUGAAUGGCCAGGGUAUGUUAAUUCUGAAGAGGUGUAUCGAGCUCUUGCAGACGCUUAUGCCGAAGCGGAUUUGCAAAUGUUGACUUUAUCAGACGAAUUAAUCAUGUUUAUCGCAGAACGGUCGAUAGAUCAUUACUUUUAUUCGGAUGAUCAAGAAGAUAAAAAUAUUAUAGUUUCUCUGCCGGAUAUAAAAGCACGUGAUGAAUAUUCAAAUUCUAAUGACCUAAAUAGUAUAUUAUCGCUGCGCUCAAAAUUUAUCACUUAUAAUAUCAAUAUUCUAAAACAACAAAUGAAGGCAACGUACUCGAAAAUAUUUUGGGAAGAAAUUGAAUUUUAUUUGCUUGCAUUUGUUACUUCAAGAGAAAAUAGUAAAGUUGAAAAUAUGAAUCUUCUCAAGUUUUUGAUGCCGAAAAGUAAAUUACUACAUUAUCUUGAUCUUUUUGCAAGUAUUCUUGAGAAUGAAAUGAAGAACAUUGACGACCAAAACCUCGAUACUUUGAAGAACUAUCCUCGUGAAAGUCGAGUCAAGAUGGUACCUAAAAUUCUUAAAUCUAAUCCUAAAGUUAGAGAAUUCUAUGAGGAUUAUCAACGUGUAAAAGACGCUUGUGCUUUAAACCUAAUAAGCCAUUCAGUGGAUAUAUCAUUGAAUAGUUAUUCGGAUGAGAAAGAUAAGCCUGUUUUCUUAGAUACAAAACGUGGACAGAUGGCAGUAAAAAGGACCCUGCAAAUAAUCGCCGAAAUGAUGAAGAAUAAUUGGGAAUCACCAAACAUGACGAGAUCUCUGAGUUUACUGCUUCUGACGACAUUGUCUUCACGUACACGACAGAUUGUCGUUAAUUUUCACAACUCAUCAUUUAUUCAUACUCAAACACGCAAGCUGGGUAAGGGAAACUCUAAUGACCCUAAUGAAGAAACUAUUUUCAAGAAUAUUCAAGCUGAUUUGAAGUUAAUUGAAUGGAUGACGAGGAGUAUUCUUCAUGUUACUCUAAUACAUUACCUUACAGUUAUGUUAGAAACAAUUGUUAAAAUUAAAACUCCUGAAGAUCUUAGAAGUUAUAUAAAUUCUCUUGAUUUAGAUUUCGUUACAGAGUGGUAUGCAGAAUAUGAAGUCGAUCUUAAUUGGAAUUAUGAUACACUAAUUUCAGAGUUUAAUAAUCUUAUAAGUCGCAUAAAAACUGAUGUAGAUGACUCAUUAGAAUCAUUAGAGUUUUUGGUUGAUAAAACUGAUAUUCGUGGAAUAAAUGCAAAAGAUCGAUUUGAGCAUGUUGAUUACUUGAUACAUUUUAAACGCAUGUGCAGUUCUGUAAAUAAAGCGAAUUUUAAUUCUUACUUUUUUCAAAAAAUAAAAACAGAAGCAAAUUUUGCAUUGGACGAAAAGUUGGAUGAAAAAGAAUGGAAAAUUGGUUCGAAUUCAACUUCUUACCAUAUACUUAACUACAUGUUUGCUGCUGCUCCUCGUCUUAUUUCGAAUAAGGCUAUAGUGUUAAAUGCUAAAAAACUGUGUUUAAGAAGUGAUGAAAUUAACGAGAAAAAAAUUGGCAAAAUUUUUCAAACUAAUAUAAAAGAAUUGGAAGAAAAACACAGUCGACAUUUAUCAUGCCUUAUUAAUCAAAAUGAAAUGUUUCAAGCUAUUGAACAAGGUGACAUAAAAAGGUUAGAAUGUGCAAUUAAUACAGGCGCAGAUAUCAACGGGUCAGAUUGUCAUAGGUGGAGUUCUCUGCACUUCGCUGCUAAAGGAGAAUCUUCGCUACAUAUUGCAGCAAAAUAUGGACAAAUUGAAAUUGUUAAAUGGUUUAUGAGAGAUGUAAAAAACCCUGGAGUUCUAGAUAAUUCUAAAGUAACUUCACUACACUUUGCAGUUCGUUUUAACCAGAUAGAAAUCGUCAAAAUACUAUUGCAGAGUAAGACGGAACUUUCAUUUAAAGAAUUGAUCCAUUUAGCAGUGUUGAAUAAUAGUAAAGAUGUUGUUGAGUUUUUAGUACAUUGUUGUCUAAGUAAUGAGAACCAAACCCCACUACAUAUAGCGGCGAAAAAUGGCUACGCAGAACUGACACAAUAUCUAAUUAGUCUUCAACCUGAUGUAAAUUGUCGUUCGGAUGGAGAAGUAACACCUUUGCUUGAUGCUGCCGUCUAUGGUCAUGUGGAAACGGUAAAAAUAUUACUUUCAAAUAAUGCGGAUGUCAAUAUUGGUAGUAAUAAAGGAACCACAGCGUUGCACGUAGCUGCUCAAUAUGGACAUGAAGAAGUCGUAAAAGUUUUGCUUGAAAAUGUUUUCAAUGGUUAUCCCGAGAUAGUUCAACUUUUGCUGGAAAAAAAAGCUCUAGACAUACCGUAUGAAGAAAGUGGGAAUUCAGCAGUGCACUUAGCUGCUAUGAACGGUAAUAUUGAAGUAAUGAGAUUAUUAUUUCGACAAAAAGGACAACUAAAAAAAAGAAAUGUGUUUCAUGAAAAUCCACUAUAUUUGGCGGCAAGAUAUGGUCAUCUCGAAGUUGUUAAAUUUCUGGUUGAGCGCGGUGCUACUUGUAACAAUUCAAAUGAGUGUCGCAACUAUAAUCCACUGCACGCGUGUGCAUAUGCAAAUCAUCCGGAAGUUGCUAAAUUUUUCAUCAGUCAAAAAGUAGAUCUUGAUGCAAGGACGAAAGAAUUCUCAACUCCGAUAAGUAUUGCUGCUUUUGGGGGAUCUUAUGAAAUUGUAAAAUUAUUGGUUGAAGCUGGUUGCAAUUUUAACGUUAAAAAUGCAAGAGGUGUAACACCUCUGCAUUCAGCUAUAAUGAGAAGUCAUCUGAAGGUAGCAGAAUAUCUAUUAACUCAAGAUGUUGAUGUUAAGGCAGCAACAACUAAUAAGAAACUUCCAAUUCAUGUAGCACUAGAAAGUAAUCUAUUUAACGUAGUCCCCACUCUAAUAAACAAAUACAAAAAUUCGGUUAACUAUCAGGACUGUUUGAACGAAACCCCUUUGUAUAUGUUGUGUAAAUGGAACCAUCCUGAAUUGGUACAAGUUUUCAUAAACAACGGAGGAAAAAUAAUUUAUGAUAGUAAGCAUUGUAUGAAUCCAGCUCUUAGUACUGGGAGUAAAGACGUUAUAGAUGUAUUAUUUAAGAACGGGGUCAAUAUUCACGGUGUACUACCUGGUGGAGUACCAUUUCUUCAUCGAGCUGUCCAAUUUGAACAAUUAGAUAUUGUUAAAAUGUUAGUUGCUAAAAAAGUAGAUGUUAAUGCUUUUUCAGCUGUUAAAGAAACAGCACUUAUGAUCGCUGCAUAUUAUGACUUUAGCGAGAUAGCAGAUUUUUUGUUGAAAAACAAAGCUGACCCACGCUUAGAGAAUGAAAGUAAUCUCUCCGCUCUAGACGUUGCAAUUAUGAAAAAUAGUCUUGAUACAUUCCACUUAUUAUAUGAAUCAUUAAAAGUAGAAGUUACCGAUAAAAUAAAUCCUAAAUUCAAACCCUUGCAUGAUGCAGCUUUUUACGGUAAAGCUGUAAUGGCCAAAUUUUUGAUUGAACAGAAAUUUGAUGUUAACGGUCUUAAUUUGAAUGGAAAUACACCUUUACAUAUGGCUGCCAGUGGUAACCAUCCAUUAAUAGUUGACAUUUUGUUGGAGCAUGGUGCACAUUAUGAUUCUGAAAACUCUGAGAAUAAAAAACCAUGGAAUUUAGCACAAGAUGAAUUAACAGUCUUUAAACUUGAAAUAAUAGAUAGUUUGUUUACUUAUGCUAAAGAAGGUGAUUACAAUGGGUGUUUAGAUUGUUUGAGACGAAAUGCUUUUGUAAAUGCCAGAAAUGUUUAUUCUUUAACACCAUUGCAUUACGCAUGCCAGAAUGGUUUUUCUGAUAUUGUUAGACUUUUACUAGACUUCAAUGCUGACAUAAACAUGACAGCUAACUAUGGUACACCUCUUGUAUAUGCUGUUUUAUUCGACCAUUAUAAGGUUGUUAAAAUUUUACUAAAGUAUGGUGCGGUUUAUAAUGUGGCAACUGAAUUUGGCGGUAACUCUUUAGCGUAUUUGUCAGGAAAUUUUGAUAUUAUUUGUCUUUUAGAACUUAUUGACAAAGUAUUUGAUGCAAUUAAAAAAUGUGACACUAGCAUAGUUGAUGAGAUAAAAAAAAUUAAAGAUCUUGAUAUUUUGCACUGUAUGCUGAAUACUCGCAAUGAAAACAAACAACAAUUAUAUCUUGAAGCACAAAAUAGUAAAUUUCCAGAGGAAAAAUUGGUUGAAAUUUAUGGAUGGGAAGCUUAUUUAUUCGCUCAAAAAUGCAAUUAA